UUUAAGCAAGUUCAUUUCUUCUACCCAAAUAGACCAAAACAAAUGAUCCUGACAGGCGUAAACCUACAAAUUGAUGCUGCAAAGGUUGCUGCAAUAGUUGGAAGAAGCGGGUCUGGAAAGUCCACCAUCAUUAAAUUGAUUGAGAGAUUCUACGACACAUCAAGUGGUUCCAUUGACGUUGAUUCAAUCAACAUCAAAAGUUAUAACCUGCGGGCCUUAAGGUCGCAUAUCGCAUUGGUAAGCCAGGAACCUACUCUUUUCGCAGGAACAAUCCGCGACAACAUUGCAUAUGCAAAGGAGAACGCAACAGAAGCAGAAAUAAUCGAAGCAGCAACUAUUGCAAAUGCUCAUGAUUUUAUCAGCUCCAUGGAGGAUGGAUAUGAGACCUACUGCGGCGAAAGAGGUGUGCAACUAUCAGGAGGACAAAAGCAAAGGAUAGCUUUGGCACGAGCAAUCUUAAAAAAUCCUACAAUAUUGCUUUUAGAUGAAGCAACAAGUUCAUUGGAUGUGAAUUCAGAGAAACUUGUGCAGAAGGCAUUAGAGAGGACCAUGACUGGCAGGACAUGCCUGGUUGUAGCUCAUAGACUAUCUACCAUCCAAAAAGCUGAUAAAAUUGCUGUGAUUGACCAAGGAAGGAUCAUAGAAGAGGGCAAUCAUUUUGAGCUAAUAAAUAAAGGAGAAAUGGGUGCAUAUUUCUCACUUGUAAAACUCCAACAACUUUCUGCCAUGUGACAAUGACCCUACAUGCCAUGGUGAAAAGAGAACCACGAUCGAAAGAUAUAUCCAUGCUAUGUUUAACACCC
Populus trichocarpa (black cottonwood) is the source of this 803-nucleotide messenger RNA. RefSeq names its product putative multidrug resistance protein. Gene Ontology annotation, molecular function: ATP hydrolysis activity; ATPase-coupled transmembrane transporter activity; ATP binding. The transcript has 2 exons. The record is from RefSeq and is a predicted model, not a curated record. NCBI's taxonomy places the organism in Eukaryota, Viridiplantae, Streptophyta, Magnoliopsida, Malpighiales, Salicaceae. Gene Ontology annotation, biological process: transmembrane transport. Bases 43 to 732 code for a protein of 229 amino acids.